Cydia strobilella is the source of this 431-nucleotide messenger RNA. RefSeq lists its product as uncharacterized. The record is from RefSeq and is a predicted model, not a curated record. Bases 38 to 400 code for a protein of 120 amino acids. The transcript has 2 exons. NCBI's taxonomy places the organism in Eukaryota, Metazoa, Arthropoda, Insecta, Lepidoptera, Tortricidae.
AAUUUACAAAUCAAAAAAAUUUUGUUUCCAGAACAAAAUGGUGGCCAACAUUGUAAUUAUUUCCAUGGUGGUGGCGGCUUGCGUAGCUCAAAGGCCGUUCUACGCUAAGCGGCCGAUAGGCUACCCGGUCCUCGAACAACCCAGCACUGAAAGCAACGCUCUCGGCGACAGAUUCGGCAACUCCGAAACUACUACCACCCAGCGACUACCAAUAGAAGCGCUCGGCGACCGCGCGCUGGUCGACCAGCUGAGCAAACUGCCCGUAGACAAACAGCCAUUUUGGUUGUUGAACUGGCGCGCGCUGGAGCAGCAUCGGCUACAGCACCCCACGUUCCAGCACUCACAGAGCAAUUUUGCCAAUGGACUGUCGGUUUUCAACACCCCUAACCGGGCAUCUUAAUUUGUAAGAAGAAGAAGAGAAGUAUAUGAAU